GAGUCAACGGAGACAGUAUGAGCCAGUGGUGCUGUUGACAAUGCAGUCAUAUGGUGUAAAUAUACCUGUGCAUAUUAUACGUUUCAGUGCCAGGGGUGAAACAAAAGCCUACAAUUGCUUAAAAAUAGUAAUAGUAAAAUGUAAUACAACUAGUUUCGUUAUGACCUAACCGAAAGUGAAAGGCGUAGAAGUAGGCUACAAGUGAGCAAAGAGCAUUUGUUAGUCAUUCACUCGCGACAUACACGUCUUCCAGGUUUUGACAAUUAAAGGAAGCAGAGUAGUAAAAAAAAUAUUCGACACUUUUAUUACUUUUGAAACUCAAAGGUAAUAUUUUACUUUUAAACCAUGUCUGAGAAAAAUGAAAUCGACGAGGGCUUAUACUCUCGCCAACUGUAUGUACUGGGCCAUGAUGCGAUGCGUCGUAUGGGGACAGCCUCCGUUCUGAUUGCUGGAAUGCGCGGUGUCGGGGUCGAGAUAGCCAAGAAUGUAAUCUUGUCCGGAGUGAAGUCGGUUACUGUCCAGGAUGAAGGUCUGGCCGAGUGGAAAGACCUGUCCACUCAGUUUUUCCUUUGCGAGAGACACCUGGGUCAGAAUCGUGCUUUGAGCUCCCUACCUGAGCUAUCUGCCCUGAACCCUCAUGUUCACGUGACUGCCCACACUGCCCCACUGGACCAAAACCUGCUGCUCAAGUUCCAGGUGGUGGUGCUAACUGACUCCUCAUUGGAGGAGCAGCGGCGUUUCUCCAUGCACUGCCAUUCUAAUGGAAUCAAGUUCAUCGUGGCGGACACCAAAGGGCUUUCUGGUCAGUUAUUCUGUGACUUUGGGGAGGAGUUUGAGGUCUUGGACAUCAACGGGGAGACUCCGGCAUCAGCUAUGAUCGACCAUAUCUCUAAGGGAAAUCCCGGAAUAGUGACUUGCUCCGUUGACCAGUGUCAUGGCUUUGAAGACGACUGCAGUGUGUCCUUCUCCGAGAUCCGUGGCAUGACAGAACUCAACAGCUACGGGGCGGUGGACAUCACAGUCCUCAGCCCGUACUCCUUCAGUAUCGGUGACACCUCAGGCCUUUCUGAGUACGAGAAGGGUGGCGUCGCCACUGAGGUCAAAAAGCCCCAGACGCUGCGAUUUAAAUCUAUGGAUGAAGCCUUGUUGGACCCUAAGUUGCUGGUGAUGACAGAUUAUGGGAAGGUUGAUAGGCAUCAGACUCUACACCUGGCCUUUCAAGCCCUGCAUGACUUUGUUAAGACACAGGGAAGACUGCCUAAGCCCAGGUCCCAGUCGGAUGCCGAGCGCUUGCUGGCCGGGGUGCUCGAGCUGAACAAGGUGGCUCAGCUGGAGCACCUGGACGAGGCCGUGGUCCGAGGUCUGUCCUUCACAGCCAGCGGCGACCUGGCCCCGGUCGACGCCUUCAUAGGAGGCGUGGCCGCGCAGGAGGUCCUGAAGGCUUGCAGUGGGAAGUUCACCCCUCUUCAGCAGUGGCUGUACUUCGAUGCCCUGGAGUGCCUCGCCGACGACCACCAGUUGACCGAAAGCUCCUGUUCACCUAGAGGCAGCAGAUACGAUGGCCAGAUCGCUGUAUUCGGAUCAGCUUUCCAGGAGAGGCUGGAGAAACAGAAGUAUUUCCUGGUUGGAGCUGGCGCCAUUGGGUGUGAACUUCUCAAGAACUUUGCUCUGAUAGGCCUUGGUGCUGGAGAGGGAGGACACAUCACCGUGACUGACAUGGACUCCAUCGAAAGGUCCAACCUGAACCGACAGUUCCUGUUCAGGCCUCGAGACAUCGGGAGACAGAAAUCGGAGGCGGCUGCCGAGGCGGUCAGAGAGAUGAACCCCCGCAUGAACAUCGAGGCCCAUCAGAACCGCGUGGACCCGGACAGCGAGCGGGUCUACGGACGCCACUUCUUCACAGGCCUGGACGGCGUGGCGGCCGCUCUGGACAACGUGGAAGCCCGAGUGUAUCUGGACGGGCGCUGUGUGCAGCACCAGAGGCCCAUGCUGGAGGGGGGAACCCUGGGGAGUAAGGGCCACACUCUGGUGGUGGUGCCCCACCUCACCCAGUCCUACGGCCCGGCCGGGUCGAACAACGUGAAGGCCAUCCCUCUCUGCACCCUCAAGAACUUCCCUCACCGCAUAGAGCACACGCUGCAGUGGGCUCGAGACCAGUUUGAAGGGCUCUUCAAGCAACCGGCUGAAAACGUGAACCAGUACCUGAAAGAUGCCGGCUUCCUGGAGAGGACCCUGGGCCUGGGGGAUGUGGAGGCCCUGGAGGUGCUGGAGGGCGUGUGGGCCAGCGUGGGGCCCCGGCGUCCGGCCUGCUGGGAGGACUGUGUGAGCUGGGCCCGACUCCGCUGGGAGACCCUCUACAACGACGACAUCCGCCAGCUGCUGCACUGCUUCCCGCGAGGACAGGUAAGGACGCGGCGCCUACAACGCGGUCGACACACGGGGGCGCUGCCGAUGUAGCUCCCGAUGCUGUGCCUUCUGGAAGAGAUCUGUUGGGUCUGAUC
Molecule: messenger RNA, 2501 nt
Organism: Hypomesus transpacificus
Lineage: Eukaryota; Metazoa; Chordata; Actinopteri; Osmeriformes; Osmeridae
Gene: uba7
Product: ubiquitin-like modifier activating enzyme 7
Exons: 16
Coding region: 346-2457 (703 amino acids)
Biological process (GO): protein sumoylation
Cellular component (GO): cytoplasm; SUMO activating enzyme complex
Molecular function (GO): SUMO activating enzyme activity
Source: RefSeq, a predicted model, not a curated record